GUCCCUAAUUUCCCUCGCCGCGUGCCCUUUUUUUUCGCCUCUCAAAUCCCCCCAAACUCUCAACUCAAAAAUCUCUUCAUCCCUCCCUCACUUCAUUUCCUCUACAAAUCUCUCUCUCUCUCUCUCGCUCUCUCCGUAUGUGAGUGUUAGUGUGUGUUCGUGUGCGUGCGUGCGUGCGGAUCUGGGUUUUCUUUCUUUGUUCUGCUCUCUCUCAGCUCUGAUCCUCUACGAACUGUUUCACACUUCACGGUUUUCAUGGUUUUGGAGAUGGGUCCAAAAGAAUAAUUCAGCACGAGAACAUAAGGGAAAUCGAGGCUGUCAUCCUAUUCUUUGCAUGGUUGUCAGCCAGUGGCAAGGGUUGGUGUUUCAUCAAAGAUUGAGAAAUGACUUGCACAACAAAUGAGAGUGAAGAUGGGGUGCUCUUCAAGGAUCAGAGUGAGUCUCCUUUGAUUAAUGAAAGUAAUGGAGGAAGUCCGGGCACAGGGGCUGCCCUGAAAAAAGGGCCAUGGACAUCUGUUGAAGAUGCAAUUUUGGUGGACUAUGUCAAGAAGCAUGGGGAGGGGAACUGGAAUGCUGUUCAAAAGCACACUGGGUUGCUCCGAUGUGGCAAAAGCUGUCGAUUGCGGUGGGCAAAUCACCUAAGGCCAAACUUAAGGAAAGGCUCAUUUACAGCAGAAGAAGAACGGCUGAUCAUUGAACUCCAUGCCAAGAUGGGAAAUAAAUGGGCACGGAUGGCAGCACAUUUGCCUGGUCGUACAGAUAACGAGAUAAAGAACUACUGGAAUACCCGAAUUAAGAGGCGUCAACGAGCUGGCUUACCUCUUUAUCCUCCUGAAGUGUGUUUCCAAGCAUUGCAAGAGAGUCAACAUGACCAAAACACUGUCGGAGUAAAUGGUGGGGAUAGAGGGCAUCCUGAUCUUUUGCAGACUAACAGUUAUGAGAUACCCGAUGUCAUAUUUGACAGUUUGAAGGCCAAUCAGGGUUUCUUACCCUAUGUCCCUGAACUUCAUGAUAUCUCCGCGAGCAACAUGCUUUUGAAAGGCCUUGGUUCUCCUCAAUAUUGUACUCUGCCACCCAUGUUGCCGCGGCAGAAGCGUCUUCGAGAAUCAAUUGAGUUACUCCCGAGUCCCUGUGCUAAUAAUGUUGGAAAUGGGUUCUCCUUGUUUGAGCAGUUUCAGGAUGAUACUUGUGAUAAAGUUGCUCGGUCAUUUGGAUGGUCUUCUCCUCCUGAUCCUGAUCCUGCCACUAAGAACUUAGAGUCUUUUGGCGUAAUUCAGGGUAGCCAUUCCCUCUCAAAUGGCAAUUCCUCUACUUCUAAGCCCACAUAUGGGGCUUUGAAGUUGGAGCUCCCUUCACUCCAAUAUGCAGAAACUGAUUUAGGUAGCUGGGUCGCAUCUCCCCCAUGUUUACUUGAGUCAGUUGAAGCUUUUAUUCAGUCUCCUCCACCAGAUGGUGCAUUUGAGACUGAUUGUUCUUCACCACGUAAUAGUGGUUUGCUGGAUGCUUUACUUCACGAGGCAAAGACUUUGAGUGGUGCAAAGAAUCAUUCAUCUGACAAGAGUUCAAACUCAUCUAGUGGUACUCCUGGUGAUAUAGCAGACAGUUCUAAUUUGAACAUUUGCGAGACAGAAUGGGAAGAUUAUGGGGAUUCCAUUUCACCAUUUGGUCAUUCUGUAACUUUGCUUUUCAGUGAGUGCACUCCCAUCAGUGCUAGUGGAAGUUCGCUGGAUGAACAACCACCUAUGGAGACCUUUAAUGGGAUCAUUGUGAAAUCAGAACCAGUGGACUUAGCUUGGGCUCCAGAUAGAGAAAAAGAAACCAGAACUGGGUUGAAUUUUACACGGCCCGAUGCUUUACUUGCAGGAGACUGGUUUGAGCAGAGUUGUGGGUAUAUGAAGGACCAAAGCUUCAUGACUGAUGCUAUUGCAACAAUUCUUGGUGAUGAUUUGGCCACUGACUACAAGCACAUGGUCCCUGGAACUUCUACAUCAAGUGAAGGAUGCGGGCUUCGGCCGUGUGCAUGGAAUAACAUGCCCGCUGUCUGUCAAAUGUCUGAUCUUCCUUGAAACUGCUGUUGGAUUUAUGAACUUGAAACUUUUGUCUCCUCAUUCACGUUGAUGAUUUGUUUAAUAUGGUCAGUCAGGCUACUGAGAAAAUCUGUCUUUCGGGUAAAACUUCGGGAAAGAUGUGCAUCAGUUGUUGGCUUGCUUUGUUUGUGGCUUUGUAUUUCUCGUUUGUAAACAGUGCAAUGCAGGUAUGCCAAUAUGGAACUAUAUGAGGUAUACAAAUGCAUGCAGGCUUUUGCUACAAUUGUAAAAUAACUACGCAUUACAAGAUGUGGAACAUCGUGAAUUUGUGACCAAGAUGCAGGAUUCUUCCUUCCUGCAUCAGACCAGUUGUUUGUGGUUAUUUGAUUUGUGAACACCAAUUUGCUUGGGUUUUUAUUGUGUC
Molecule: messenger RNA, 2451 nt
Organism: Alnus glutinosa
Lineage: Eukaryota; Viridiplantae; Streptophyta; Magnoliopsida; Fagales; Betulaceae
Product: transcription factor MYB33
Exons: 5
Coding region: 384-2066 (560 amino acids)
Source: RefSeq, a predicted model, not a curated record